Messenger RNA from Hermetia illucens (black soldier fly), 3622 nucleotides. Its product is annotated as MTOR-associated protein MEAK7. The record is from RefSeq and is a predicted model, not a curated record. Lineage: Eukaryota; Metazoa; Arthropoda; Insecta; Diptera; Stratiomyidae. The transcript has 8 exons. The coding region runs from base 669 to 2033 and encodes 454 amino acids.
CUACAGUUCCACUUGGACAUUUUCCAAUUUUCUAAGGUUUUCUCGGGCUCACUGCAAAACGUCACUUUCCCACCAAGUCACGUCAAAAGCAAGAGGCAAAGUUGUCGCGAUCCACGGUCAGAGCCGUUCCGAUUCGCGAAUCGACAAAGGUUUCUGUGUUAUCAUCAUUUUCUGAGAAAGUCAAGGAAAAAUUUGUUUACAACACAAGCGUGAAAUCUGCAGCGUAAUAAAAGUUAACGUGAAAAUUCUAAGGAAACAACUUUUCUGUGUGAUUUACGAUUUCGGGGGAGUUGAAAAGUUUCCUGUGUGAUGUGAUUUCCAUGUGUGUGAAGAAAAAAACGGGAAGCGCCUCGCCGAGAAAAAGGAGCUUGUGCAAUUGAGGUGUGCGCCGUGACGUGAGUUCUGUUGUGUCCUUUUUUGUUAAUUUUUUCUCGAAAAGAACACGAGUCAGGGACGUUUCCUGGAGUACAACUGUCGUCCUGUGUUUUUAUCCUUUUCGUUUGGUUUUGUGAGUUGAAAUCGUCCGUGAUGCAGUAGAGCAGCUGCAAAUGCUUUGUGAAUUUUAAAUAGUGUGUGCUCGGGGGGAAGCUGAAGCAACCACGACCAGGAGCUGUUCUGGUGGAUUCAGACCUUUGAAUAGACUCGAUAAACGGAUAAUACAAGGAAAUAUGGGAAAUUCAAGUACAAAACUCGCGGAGCGAUGUUCCUUAUUAUCAAAAGAUGAAAUACCUGUUGUGGCGAAUUCUUUUAAAUUUGUUAGUAAAAAUUCGGAUCGAAUUAAGGAAGAUGAUUUAAUGAAAUUCUGGGGCUCACAGAUGGAUCCACGAUUAGCACAAUAUAUAACAAAUUUCCUUUUUGGACCGCUCGGGAAUCGUUCAACUGUAGUUGAAUUUCAACGUUUCGCUGAACUCUACGUUUAUUGUGUACGUGGAACAAUCGAUGAAAGAAUUUCCGUGCUAUUGGCUAGUCUUGGUCAAGCUGAAUCCGAUACAUCAGAUAUCGCCUAUCCACUAAUCAAAGAGUAUGUUGAAGCCGUGGUGAGUAGUUAUAUGCGCGCUCUACGACUACAAGCUGGCGAGGAGUACAAAUCAUGGGAGAGUAAAGGUUUCCGCAUAGUCAAAGAAUGUAUACAAAAAUUAGCCGAGAGUUUAGCAUACGAUGUAGUAAAGCAAGGGACACAGAAAGUAACUAGAGAGGAUGCUGAGCGUUGGCUGCAACAGAAUCCAACAUUCCUUUACAUGUUAGAAGAAGUAUUUACACAUCUAUAUCAUUAUCGCGCUAACAAGAAUCUACAAGAAGAACAAGUUGGCGUGCGACCUAGACGACCAUCCAUCAAAACUAAUUAUUUAUUGCCACUAUGUGAAGGCCUUCAAUAUGUCCCGGAUUAUCCAGCUUUUACCGAUAUAUCACAAAUGUUAUUUAUCAAUUCAAAUUUACCACAUGAUCACCGUAACAAAUGGCGCUUUUUAUUUUCCUCACAAAUCCACGGUGAAAGCUUCUCCACAUUAUUAGGACGAAUUAUGGAUCAAGGCGCAACGGUUCUGAUUAUAGAGGAUACAAAUGGUUAUAUAUUUGGUGGAUUUGCUCCCGGGUCAUGGUCGUUAGGGCCAAACUUUUUUGGUAAUGAUCAAGCAUUUUUAUUCACAUUACGACCAAAAAUGCGAUGUUUUCCGGCCACUCACUAUAAUGAUCACUUCCAAUAUUUAAACUUAAAUCAACAGACUAUGCCUAAUGGACUGGGCAUGGGCGGCCAAUUCAGCUACUGGGGCCUGUGGCUUGAUUGCGAAUACGGUCACGGUGAAUGUUCAGAAACAUGUACGUCCUUCAAAAAUUACAUCCAACUUAGUGCAAAUAAAAAAUUUACUAUACGUAACGUCGAAGUAUGGGCAGUAGGCGAAAAACCCAAAAAGGAAGAUGAAGAGGACGGGGUGAGAAGUUCCAUAUUGGACGGUCAUACCGAGGAAAAGGCAAUACUUGAGCUGGCUGGACGCCGACAGUACUCGGACGGAAUGCGGGAGGAGCCGAACACAUAAUAAUUUUAACAUAAAUUAGUCUUAGAGUCCCAAUUUUCAUACCAUUUGGAACGUUUCAAAGCAUGUGAAUUCUAUUUAUUUCCUUAAAGCGACUGUUAGCUGUUGUAGAGAGACAUUAUGUAAACUGUUCCUUGUUUUGGCUUUUAGCUGCGUAUGUGUAAGAGAAAUGUUGAAAAGUAAGUAGUCAUACAUAAUUGUUUCCUUUGAGGAAUAUUUGAAAGAGCGAGCGAGAGUGAUUCGUUUGUAGAAUACGUGAAGACAAAAGUUUUGUGUUAGUUAUUGAUAUGAAUUGAACAAAACGAAUUGUAGAUAUUAAUAUUUACUUGUUUGUCCGUUAAAUAGUCAGACAAUACUGCUUAGUACCUAUUUUGGUUUCAUCCGGUAGCUGAUAUUUGCUUUCUAAGUUGCAAGUGAUAUGUCUUCUAGUCAAUUGUGUUUCCUGAUUUCUGCUCCCUGCAUUUUAUGCGAUUGUUGUUUUAAACCAGAAAGAGUACCUCCUAUGAAAAUAGUCAAAGUAAUCAUUUCUAAUAUACCGAGUGCCUAAAUAUUUUACGUCCUUGAUAAUUGCCUUAACGUCUAUCUUCCCGUAAUUGUACUGCAAAUAUAUUUAUCUCGUCAAUUCUUCUAUCUACUGUAAAGUUAAGCAGCAAUUUGUCUGUAAAUGUGGUAUAAAUUGCAAUUAUGCGCAAGAACGAGGCUGAGUUCGAUCUCUUCAAUUCGUACAACGAAGACAUGUGAAAUGAAUAGUUAAAUUCAUGCCAGGAAAUGUCUCGGAUAAGUGAACUCUUCUGCUAAUAAUAUUGUCUGACGAAAUAGAAAAAUAGGAAUUAAUAUUAUUCAAAGGAGUUAGAAAAUAUGGAGUCGGUUGUGUCUGUGCGUGUCGUCUAUGUAUAGAUCUCUUAUCUUAUGCUUUUCUAAGCGCUUCUAUUUGUCCAGUUAUUCAGCUUACUUUUUUCACUUGAACAACAUACUAAGACAUAAGUUCUAUUGCUAAGCAAAAAGAUAUAUGAAGUAAAGAUAAAACGUUUUUUAAUGUGAUAAAUCAUCAAACGAAUGAGAGAGUAUAACAAGCAAGAAAGAUGCUAAAUGCAUGCAAAGCAUAACACGUAUCAAUGACAAUUUCACUGCACAAAUUUAUUCGAACAAAUUCAGAGUUUCUAUAGUUUCUUAUGCAAUGCGUUAGUUUUGUGUAAAUCAAAAUAUAUCGAAUACAUACAAAUUAUUGCAUCAAUAUCAUGCAAACCAACGUUGUCAUAGAGAAAUACCGUUACUAUAGAGAAUAUUGUAUAUAUUUUGAACUAGUUGACGUUCAUAUCACCGAGAAAAUGAUAAGAACGUCAUGGAUUUAAUUGUGUUAGACGCAUAAAAAAAUCGAAUUAAAAAUGCAGGAUAAAUAUUUGAAAUAAUUAAAAGAGAAUAGAAACGUCUAUUUACAAUAUUUUGAUAGAGUCCAACUCUUUAAGGAAUUACAGAAAUUUGAAUGAAAUAUGAAAGAAUCAGGAGACCUACAAACUUAUGAAGAGAAAUAUGUAUGAAAGAUGAAAAAUGAUUAUGAAAAAAUUAACGAAAUAAACUGAAAAUUACUUGAA